AUGAACUGCAAGGCGAUGGUAGUAACGCUCGCCGUUCUGGCGCAGACGUUGGCGCAGGAGCCGGUUCUGCUGCAUUAUCACGAGCACGUCGGUAUCCCGGAGGCGACGCGCAUUAAGGAGAUGGAGCAAGCGCUCGACGGUGACGGCAACAGGAUCGUUGGUGGCGAACCCACGGCAGUCGGCACCUACCCCUUCCUGGUAGGUCUUGUAAUAAAUCUGACUUCUGGCGGCACUUCGGUAUGCGGCUCCUCGAUGCUGAGCAACACGCGCGCUGUCACAGCGGCGCACUGUUGGUUCGACGGACGUAACCAAGCGCGCCACUUUACACUCGUGUUCGGUUCGGCGCGCCUGUUCUCGGGCGGUACUCGCGUUGGCACCAGCCGCGUCGAGGUACACUCUGGCUACAGGCCCACUACGCUCAACAAUGACAUCGCAAUCAUUUCGUUCAACCACGUCGAAUACACAGAUGUGAUCCAAGCAGUAGCGCUGCCCAGCGGCGCUCUACUCGGUAGCACUUUUGCAGGAUCUUGGGUUCACGCUGCCGGUUACGGCAGGACUAGCGACAGUACCGGCAUAACGAUGAAUCAAAUCCAGAGUCACGUGGCGCUGCAGGUGAUGUCGAACGCUGUAUGCCGUCAGUUCUACGGCAGCAUCGUCAUAGGCUCUACGCUGUGCACCAGCGGGGCCGGCGGUGUGGGCACAUGUGGAGGUGACUCCGGCGGCCCGCUUGUCAUUUCCAGCGGCAAUCAGCGCGUCUUGGUGGGGGUGACUUCUUUCGGCGCUGUGAGCGGCUGCCAGUUAGGAUAUCCGGCUGGCUUCUCCAGGGUCACAUCCUACCUAUCCUGGAUACAAGAACGGAUAUAA
Molecule: messenger RNA, 864 nt
Organism: Arctia plantaginis
Lineage: Eukaryota; Metazoa; Arthropoda; Insecta; Lepidoptera; Erebidae
Source: the annotation of a GenBank genome assembly